UGAUUUCCAUCUAUUCCUGCAGCUCAGAGGGGGAAAGAACCGAAAAGGCAAAGCCCUCCACUCCACGAGGAGAAUUUCGUUCUUCUCCUCCGAGGAAGAAACGGAGAAAAGAACGAGGGAGAAAUGGCAGCAAUCUCCGGUUUCUGCUCUUCGUCUCGCCUGUCCCAGCCAGGCCUCCUGCACUCCGCAGGGAGAAGGCGCUUCAAGGUCACCGCCAUGGCUCCAAAGAAGAAGGUGAACCGUUACGACGAGAACUGGUCGAAGCAGUGGUUCGGCGCGGGCCUCUUCGCGGAGGGCAGCGAGGAGGUGUCCGUGGACGUGUUCAAGAAGCUGGAGCGGCGCAAGGUGCUGAGCACCGUGGAGAAGGCGGGGCUCCUGUCCAAGGCCGAGGAGCUCGGCGUCACGCUCUCCUCGCUGGAGCGCCUGGGCCUGCUCUCCAAGGCCGAGGACCUCGGCCUGCUCAGCCUCGUCGAGACCGCCGCCGGGACGUCGCCCUCCGUGCUCGCAUCGAUCUCACUGCCGCUCCUCGUCGCCGCCGUUGCCGCCGUUGUCGUCGUGCCCGAUGACUCCGCCGCGCUCGUCGCCGUGCAGGCUGUAGUCGCGGCGGUGCUCGCGGCCGGAGCCGCCGGGCUGUUCGUCGGAUCAGUCGUGCUCGCCGGCCUGCAGGAGUCCGAUUAAUCAGCAGCAGCUGGUCAAGAACUCCGUCGAGCUAGGUGAACCGAACGAGCAUAUAUCCAUUGCAUCCGAGUACGCUUGUAAAUUGUAAUUAAGUUGUAGUAGGAUCGUCUACUUGCAGUUUGCUAGUAGCUAAUGAGCAAGUAUGUGAUAAUAGUAUUUUGACAAUUUUGCGCUAUGCGAAUGCGAAAUGCUGAAGAAAUUGCGCUUAAAUGCCUUGUAAGUUAGGGAAUCAAUAAGUGUUCUUUUGUUUAUCCGAUGCAAUUGUGCCACGCCACAUCUGAAAUAGAAUAUUAAUCAUUGGAUCUUA
Molecule: messenger RNA, 985 nt
Organism: Phragmites australis (common reed)
Lineage: Eukaryota; Viridiplantae; Streptophyta; Magnoliopsida; Poales; Poaceae
Exons: 2
Coding region: 124-678 (184 amino acids)
Source: RefSeq, a predicted model, not a curated record